Aspergillus steynii IBT 23096 is the source of this 1941-nucleotide messenger RNA. Its product is annotated as glycoside hydrolase family 2 protein. Lineage: Eukaryota; Fungi; Ascomycota; Eurotiomycetes; Eurotiales; Aspergillaceae. The record is from RefSeq and is a predicted model, not a curated record. Gene Ontology annotation, molecular function: hydrolase activity, hydrolyzing O-glycosyl compounds. Gene Ontology annotation, biological process: carbohydrate metabolic process. The transcript is spliced from 3 exons. Bases 1 to 1941 code for a protein of 646 amino acids.
AUGCCCGUUUACCCCCGACCGGAUUUCCAGCGUCCCUCGCUCACCUGGUCCUCCCUGGACGGCCCCUGGGACUUCAUCUUUGACGACGUCGACGUCGGCCUGUCGCAGCGCUGGCAUCAGACCGGAAUCCCCGCGAGCGCUUCCCAGCUGUCCAAACGCCAGAUCCAGGUGCCGUAUGCCUUUCAGACCCCCGCCUCCGGAAUAGGCCUUUACGAGGCCCACGAGGUCCUGUGGUACGAGCGCACCAUCCACGAUAUCCGCACGCCCGAUGAACGCGCCGCCGGUCACACCUUGAAGCUUCGCUUUGGCGCCGUGGACUACGAAUGUGCCGUUUGGGUCGAUGGUCGCGCCGUCGGAGGACACCGUGGGGGGCACGUCCCCUUUGACGUCGACGUGUCGGAUGCGUUCGCGAGCGCAGAUGAUGCGCCACGCCGACUGACGCUGCGGGUCAGGGACUCCACGGAAGAUCUCACUCAGCCGCGUGGGAAGCAGUACUGGGGCCCUGUGCCGCAGGAGAUCUUCUACACGCCGUCGAGCGGUAUCUGGCAGUCUGUUUGGCUGGAGAGCGUGCCUCGUUGGCGACUGGGCGACAGCAGUGAAGGGACCGUGCUGCGAUCGGAUGACAUCGACGGCGGGCAGCUUCAUGCUCGCGUGGCUGUCGUCGAUCGUCCAGCCUUAGUGGAGGGGUCGGUUGAGAUUGAAGCCACUUUGGAUGGGGUUGCAGUCAGUAAGAGCGUCGCGAAACUGCUGCGUGAGAAAGACUGGGUUGCGUUAGACGUUGACAUGCGCGUUCCCGGCGCCAGCACGUUGCAGACCCGCGCACCGUUUAACGUCAAGGGAAGCUGGCGCAACGGCGUCGCUCUGUGGGCUCCCGAGCAUCCGAUCCUGUACGACGUGGCUAUCCGACUACACAGCGCCCAAGGAAACCUGCUUGAUGAGGUCAACACCACGACCGGCAUGCGCCGUGUUUCCUGGCAAACCGGCGACGGCACCUUCCGAUUGAACGAUAAACCGAUCUUCCAGACCCUCGUGUUGGACCAAGGAUACUGGCCCGAAACGGGCUUGACGCCUCCGUCCCAGGAGGCGCUGCGAGAGGAUAUCGAGAUGGCGCUGAAAGUGGGCAUCAACGGGUGUCGGAAGCACCAGAAAGUCGAAGACCCUGUGUUCUACUACUGGGCUGAUCGACUUGGGUUCCUGGUCUGGGGAGAGAUCGCGAACGCCUACGAGUUCAGCGACGAGUAUAUCUCCCGGUAUAACAGCGAGUGGACGGAGGCUGUCAAACGAGACAUCAACCACCCCAGUAUCGUGGCCUGGACACCAUUCAACGAGAGCUGGGCCUACACCUCGCUGAAUGAUAACGUCGAGCAGCGGAACCACAUCCGCUCUGUCUAUUACUUGACCAAAGCCCUGGACCCAACCCGCCCUAUCAACGACAACUGCGGCUGGGAACACGUUCAAACCGACCUCACAACCUUCCACGAUUAUACCGACUCCCCUUCUCUUACCGCAACCUGCGCAGACUUCGAAAACGGGAUUCUCGGCCAGAAGUCCAACCGCGAGUUGUUCGUUGGGCCGAUCAAAUCCGGCUCCGUGGUCCUCGACCCCGGAACGCAGCAUAAACCCGGCGCACCCGUCAUCUGCUCCGAGUUUGGCGGAGUAAAUAUCAUUCCGUCCAAGGGCACAGCCGCAGGCGACAGGGACUGGGGCUAUACCACGGCCAGCGACCCGGAGGACUUUCUUGGCCGGCUGGAGAAGCUGGUCAUGGGCGUUGUCAAGGGCGGACAUAUUUGUGGAAUGGUGUAUACGCAAUUGUGUGACAUCGAGCAAGAGGUGAACGGGCUCUACUCGUACGAUCGGGAGGAGAAGGUCCCUCCACACCGGGUCAAGGCGAUCAUGGAUGCUGCUCACAAAUAUUAUUUUGAUCAUGUCGCGCCAAAAUAA